Molecule: messenger RNA, 1334 nt
Organism: Triticum dicoccoides
Lineage: Eukaryota; Viridiplantae; Streptophyta; Magnoliopsida; Poales; Poaceae
Product: proline-rich protein 36-like
Exons: 2
Coding region: 297-1136 (279 amino acids)
Source: RefSeq, a predicted model, not a curated record
GCCACCCACUCACCCCUCCCCUCGGGAUCUUCCCAGAUCCACCUCGUAGCCAGACCGAGCUCCACCUAGUUUUCCCCACUGGACCAAUCCAUCGAUCUCCACCAACCACAACGCCGACUGCCUCUUCCUUCCCGAUCCACCCAACCAUCACCUGCUUCCGCUGCGAUCCAUCCCGGUCCAACCAGCGAGCGCCCCUCCUCCUGCUUUGAUCCUCGAAGGGAUCGAGAGAGCUGCCUCCUUCCCUCGUUCUUCUUCCUCCCUUGCCUCUCUCUCAUAGCGUGCUCCCUCUCUCUCCCAUGUCUCUGCAGGAAUCAAGUCCCGCCGCUGCCUCAAGUCCACCCGAGGCCUUUCCUCCUCGUCGACGCUGCUCCUGUGAGCAGUAUCGGGAUGCCGCCGUCGUUUCGCUUCGUCUGGUAGCCCUGAGCAAGCGCCACAGCCGGAUCUACUCGAGCCCGCCUCGCCUUGCGCCUCAAGUCCCAUGUCCGCCGUGGUCGUGGAGCACAUCAGCGUUGUUCUCGCCUCCCUGCAGGAACCGAACUGCGCCGCCGCGCCCAGUUCCUCUGCCUCCUCUGCUUCUUCCUCGAGCCCGCAAGGGAAACAAGCACCGCGUCGCGCCCUGCUUCCGUCCCCGCCGCCGCGCCCUGCUUCUUCCCCCUCCUCGAGGAGAUGCCCUCGCCUCGAGCUCCAGCGCUACAAGGCCGCCUUCUGCAGUUCGUUUUCGCCGGAGUUCCCCAACACCAGCAGAGCCAUCGCCUGAGGAGCUCCUCUCCUGCGAUGUCUUCAUCCUCGCUGAGCCUCGCCAUGGAUGUUGUCGCCCUGGCCUCGGACCUGCCAAGUCCCUCGCCUCGCUGCCCCUUCACCCGCUCGCUGGAGCUCUGCUCCCAGACGUUCUCGCCGCCAAGGCUGUCGCUCUGAACCUGUCGCUGCCGUUUUUCUUCAGAGACGAGCAGAGGAGCUCGCCCGUUCCUGCGCGUGCGUUGACCGCGUCCAAUUGCUCGAUCUGCCAGUGCCCCGUCUCGAUCUCAAGGCCCAUUCCCUUCCGAGCCGGCCCCCUCUCCACGUCGCCCGCGCCCUUGACCUCAAGCCAGCCGGCCCUCUUGGGCCUCCUCCACCGACCAGCCCAUGAGGCAUGGUGAGAUGCCCCCAGCUCCUGUUCCUGCUAGGCCAGCCAGUUUCGGCCCAUGUCAUUUUUUUUCCGUUCUACGAAUUUGUCUUUUAUCCAGAGUACUGCAUAUUUACAGAAAACCCCUUAAGAAUCAUGCAUUUAAUAACUGUUGAACCGUGCAUCGGAUUAAAACAAACUUAAUAUGAAACUUGCUUAGAAAUUCAUCUAG